Messenger RNA from Tripterygium wilfordii, 1891 nucleotides. Its product is annotated as beta-glucosidase BoGH3B-like. Gene Ontology annotation, molecular function: beta-glucosidase activity. Lineage: Eukaryota; Viridiplantae; Streptophyta; Magnoliopsida; Celastrales; Celastraceae. The record is from RefSeq and is a predicted model, not a curated record. The transcript has 8 exons. The coding region runs from base 1 to 1869 and encodes 622 amino acids. Gene Ontology annotation, biological process: glucan catabolic process.
AUGGCUAGUCUUGUUUUGUUCUGCAUCUUGUUCUGCUGUUUAUCAGCAGAAGCAACAGGGGUGUUAACAUAUAGAAACCCGGAUGAGCCAAUGAAUAUGAGGAUUAGAGACCUGAUGAAGAGAAUGACACUGGCAGAAAAAAUUGGUCAGAUGGCACAACUAGACCAUGACGUUGUCACACCUGAGAUCAUGAGGGAUUACUCCAUUGGCAGUGUAUUAAGUGGUGGAGGUCAUGUGCCUUCCCCAAAGGCUACUCCACAGGAUUGGGUUGAAUUGGUUAAUAAUUUGCAGACUGGAUCACUCUCAAGCCGACUUGGGAUUCCGAUGAUUUAUGGUAUUGAUGCUGUUCAUGGACAUAACAAUGUCUAUAAGGCUACCCUAUUCCCACAUAAUGUUGGUCUUGGUGCCACCAGGGAUCCUGCCCUUGUGAAGAAGAUUGGUGCUGCUACUGCUCUUGAAGUUAGAGCAACUGGAAUUAAUUAUGCUUUUGCGCCAUGCAUUGCGGUUUGUAGAGAUCCUAGAUGGGGCAGAUGCUAUGAGAGCUACAGUGAGGACCCCAACAUUGUGAAAGAAAUGACAGAAAUCAUACCUGGAUUGCAAGGAGACCUCCCUUUAAAUUCGCCUAGGGGUGUUCCUUAUGUUGGUGGAAGGGAUAAGGUUGCAGCUUGUGCAAAGCAUUUUGUUGGUGAUGGUGGAACCACCAGAGGCAUCAAUGAGAACAACACUGUGAUUGAUAGGCAUGGAUUGUUGAGCAUUCAUAUGCCGGGUUAUUACCAUGCUAUUAUCAAGGGCGUUUCCACAAUCAUGGUUUCAUACUCAAGCUGGAACGGAGAAAAGAUGCACGCUAAUCGUGAGCUUGUCACCAAUUUUCUCAAGAACAGAUUGAAGUUUAGGGGUUUUGUCAUCUCUGAUUGGCAAGGUAUUGAUAGGAUCAAAACACCAGCACAUUCAAACUACUCCGACGCAAUCCUACAAGGCAUUCAUGCUGGAAUUGACAUGGUCAUGGUUCCCUACAACCAUACUGAGUUCAUUGAUAUCGUGACUGAUUUGGUUGAGAAGAAGGUUAUUCCAAUGAGUCGUAUAGAUGAUGCUGUUAGGAGAAUCUUGAGAGUGAAAUUCACAAUGGGUCUGUUUGAGAACCCCAUGGCUGAUCUGACCUAUGUAGACCAGCUUGGUAGUCAGGCACACAGAGAUUUGGCUAGGGAAGCUGUAAGGAAGUCGCUCGUUCUUCUUAAGAAUGGACAGAAUGCUGAUGCUCCAUUGCUGCCACUUCCAAAGACUGCAUCUCGAAUUCUAGUUGCUGGUACUCAUGCUAAUAAUCUUGGCUAUCAAUGUGGUGGUUGGACCAUGACUUGGCAGGGACUUAGUGGCAAUAAUCACACCUAUGGAACUACAAUCCUUAAUGCAAUCUCAACUGCUGUUGAUCCAAGCACUGAGAUUGUUUACAGUGAGAAUCCUACUAGUGAAUUUGUCAAGUCCAACAAAUUCGAUUACGCCAUUGUUGUCGUGGGAGAGCUUCCUUAUGCAGAGACUAAGGGGGACAGUUUGAACUUGACUAUUAUGGAACCUGGUCCGAAUACAAUCAGCAACGUCUGUGGUAGUGUCAAGUGUGUCGUGAUCACGGUCUCUGGCAGACCUGUAGUGAUGGAACCUUAUCUUUCACAAAUAGAUGCACUUGUUGCUGCAUGGUUACCAGGCACUGAAGGCCAAGGAGUUGCUGAUGUUCUGUUUGGAGACUAUGGUUUCACCGGAAAACUUCCCCGGACAUGGUUUAAGACAGUAGAUCAGCUACCAAUGAAUGUUGGUGAUGCUCACUAUGAUCCACUGUUUCCCUUUGGUUUUGGCCUUACAACCGAUCGAGCCUGUUAAGGCAAGCUAGAAUAUAAGCUUU